Messenger RNA from Notechis scutatus (mainland tiger snake), 3404 nucleotides. RefSeq lists its product as uncharacterized. Gene Ontology annotation, biological process: regulation of cytokine production; regulation of immune system process; negative regulation of transcription by RNA polymerase II. Gene Ontology annotation, molecular function: DNA-binding transcription repressor activity, RNA polymerase II-specific; RNA polymerase II cis-regulatory region sequence-specific DNA binding. NCBI's taxonomy places the organism in Eukaryota, Metazoa, Chordata, Lepidosauria, Squamata, Elapidae. Gene Ontology annotation, cellular component: nucleoplasm. The record is from RefSeq and is a predicted model, not a curated record.
UUUGGACGGAAAGUGAGAUGGGCAUCGGCGUUCCGGCGCUGCGGCUUAGAGCCGCCUCGGGAUUGAAAGUCCGCUAAAACGGGGAGCCUCGCUUGGGCAUGGAGCCCGCAGGUGAAAACUGGAUCAAGAGAGAAGGUAAUGAAGGAACUCUCCAGCCCCCGAGGGAUGCCCUACUGGUUGAGGUGGAACAGCCAACAAAAAAAUUAUCUGAGGAAAGUGAAGGUUUCCUGCAGUCUAAACCAUUGAAAACUCUGAAGAGGGAUCUGGACAUGCAUCAGAAUCCUUUCACAGGGGAGAUUUGUUUUGACUGUGAGAACAGCCCUCGAAAGAUGUACCCAAAUGAUCGACCAUUUAAAUGUGACAUGUGCGAGAAAAGCUUCCGCCACAGUUCCAGCCUCUUAACCCAUCGAAGGCUGCAUACUGGAGAGAAACCAUAUAAGUGCACUGACUGUGGGAAGAGUUUCAACACCAGCUCAGCGCUGAUUGUACACCGCCGGACCCACACCGGAGAGAAGUCCUACGUCUGCUCAGACUGUGGGAGGUGUUUCAGCGAAGGUUCGGUGCUCAUCAAGCACUGGCGGAUCCACACCGGGGAGAAGCCGUACAAAUGCGCCAUUUGUGGAAGGGGCUUCCGGCAGAGCUCCCAACUGCGGGCCCACGAACGGACCCACACGGGGGAAAAACCUUACGAGUGCCAGGACUGUGGGAAAUGUUUCAGCACCAGCUCUAAUCUCUCCGCUCAUCAGCGGACCCACACGGGAGAAAAACCAUACAUCUGUCCUGAGUGCGAUCGACGGUUUGGUCACAAGUCGCACCUCAUCUCCCACCAGAAGACGCAUACCGAGAAGCUGCACGCUUGCUCUGACUGCCCAGCAACCUUCCGCAUGCUCCAUCAGCUCCUGGUCCAUCGCAAGUCCCACCAGGAAGAGAGGCGGUACAAAUGCCUCCUGUGUGGGAAGACGUUCAGCUACAGCUCAGCCCUCUUGGCACACCAGAGAAUGCACACAGGGGACCGGCCAUUCAACUGCCUGGAGUGCGGGAGGAGUUUUGUCCGGAAUUCAGACUUGAACAAACACCAGAGGAUCCACACAGGGGAGAAGCCCUAUGAGUGUCCGGAGUGUGGGAAGCGAUUUAACCAAAGCUCCCACCUGGUUAGCCAUCGGAGAGUCCACCUGAAAAGUACUGCGAAGAAUCCUGGCACAGAUGUCCCCGCUCCAAGGGGACGAGAAAUAGAGUCUUCCUGAUAAGCAUUUUUGCAACAUUUCUUUGUUGAAAGUCUGCAUCAGGGGUCUCCAAACUUGGCAACUUUUAAGACUUGUGGACUUCAACUCCCAGAAUUCCCCAGCCAGUAUGGAGAGUUCUGGGAGUUGAAGUCCACAAGUCUUAAAGGUUGUCAAAGUUUGGAGACUCCUGGUCUACAUUAUGAAGGCUGCAGUUUUGUGCUCCUUACAGGAGAGUAAAAUCUCAUCCCAUCCAGUGGGACCAUUGAUUACAGGUAAUAAACUUGUAAGACUAUUGUGGGUUUUUACACCACGCAUGAAAACAAAAGAAAAUUCUGCUCCAAGAGAUUUCAAAUGAUUCAUUAAGAUUAAAGGACAAUAGGUUACGUGGCCAGGAUAUCUUAUGGAAACUAAGAUAUAGAUUGGUUGAUGUAAUUGGAGCUAGAAAAGAGCAAAAAUAAGCUGCAAGACCAAGAUACUAUUAUCUGGCUAUUGAGAAAUAUUGUUUAGCCCUUCUCUGACUUCUGUUGUCUAAUGAAGCAUGUUUUUCAGCUUAUCAUUGCAACAAUGAGGAUUAUAAACUUGCGAUAUUGUUGCUGUUUAAUCAAUUUAUAUUCUUGUGCUGCUACCAUGUAUGGCCAGAGACAUUUGUCUUCUUAUGAGAGUGUAGAAUGCUGGUAUUGUUUAACACAACUGAGGAAUAAUAGUGUUUGGUUUUUUUUCCCAAAGUUGGAUUUUUUCAGUGUUUUUAGAUAUGAAGAACCUCAGUGGUAAGAGCCACUUGUGAAGCUAAAGUUUAAAGACAACACAUUUUCCUUGAAAUGGAAAAGAACUUUAAUUGUUUUUUGGCUACCAAAGGUAUGGAAAAAUAACUUGAACUGACAUCCAUCUAUUUUUUAUAGAUCACAUGUGAAUGUAGUAUGGUAUCAGCUAUCUGGUUUCAAAAGAAAUAGAACUCUAGCUGGCUUUUAAUAACAACAUUCCAUUUCCCACAUUCCCCUUGUCUUAAUAAAACUUUAAAGCUGAAGAAUAGUUGUAACAAAGGAGAAUUAUUGUAUUUUUAAAAUAAAUGUAUGAGUGCCGUUUUUUCUUACUCCUUUAUCAAAUACAGUGGCUGGGUUCAUUACUGCUUACUUCUAUAAGAUGCAGUAAUUGAACUAUUACAGAAGUUGAUCACUUAUGAAUAGUUCCCAUCAUCCAGAUGGCUGCACUACACUUUGGACAGCUUACUUAAAAUUGUGGCAUCUGAAUUUUCAUGUAUGAAACGUACAUAUCUCAAAAGAUCUCCAUGGCUUAAAUCAUCCAUUUUGCCUCUUGAACUUGUAAACCUCCACCAUUGUGGAAAUACAGUCCAAAUGGGUUUUAAAUUGUAGUUUUAUUGCAAGGUCCUAUUUUACUCAAAAGUUCUUGCCAUGUAAUCUUAAGUACUGGUUGACUUCAAUCUUUUUGUUAGGGUUCCAUAAUUAUUUUUGUUUGUGUUUUGUUUCUUAAUCUUGACUUUUGCCAGCAGGUUUUCACUACAAGCACUGUAUGGGCCACUUCCAUGAUUGCUUCAUGUUCUUCAUUAAAGCAGAUCUCUAAAAUAAUGAGUAUAUGCUGCAAUAAAUAUGUUAGUCUUUAAACUGCAACAGAUGUUUAAGCCUAGUUAAGUAUCCAUUGGAACCUAGUUUCAGUUAAAUGGUGUUUUUCUUUACAAUAGUCAGACUGGAAAGCCUUUACAAUGCAAUAAAAUUACAAUCAAAUAUACAAGGAAAAUGCUGUUUUGAAUAAAUAUGAUUCUACCUCAUGGAUCAAAUUAUUUUUUGCAAAACCCAAACCUUACUGUGUGGCACUUAUUUUGCACUUAUGGUAGGUCAGCCAUUCUUACUCAUUGCUUGAUGUAUGAAGCCAGUGACAAUGCCUCUGAAUUUUAAUUUGGUCUUCCAGGACAGGAGUCACCAACCUUUUGGACCUCAGGAGCCACUAAAUUCAUAAUUUUAAAUCUGGCAGACCACUAAUAUGAUCUGCCUAAUGAUCGGCUGGGUGGGCAUGGCUAGAUGGUCAUGUAACUGGGUGGGCGUGGCCAACUUGAUGUCACUAACAUUGAAGGGUGCCUCACCGGCCUCUACUCGCCCCUCCCAGCCACUUCUUGACUGCCUGCCCGGGCUUCUUAGGGCCCCAACAGGAAGCAGUUGUUGGAGCUAA